Anguilla anguilla (European eel) is the source of this 2261-nucleotide messenger RNA. RefSeq names its product iduronate 2-sulfatase (gene ids). Bases 210 to 1901 code for a protein of 563 amino acids. The record is from RefSeq and is a predicted model, not a curated record. Gene Ontology annotation, molecular function: iduronate-2-sulfatase activity. Lineage: Eukaryota; Metazoa; Chordata; Actinopteri; Anguilliformes; Anguillidae. The transcript has 9 exons.
AACAGGAAGUAAAUACACUUCUCUAAAAACUGAAGCCUGGAAAGCCGUCGAAGCUGCCAAUCGCUUCUUUGCAAGCAAACUUGCUUGAUUCUUGAUUCCAACGGUUUUUGGCGUCGACAAUGCUUUGAAAUUCGCCCAAAAGAGGAAACCAUUCGCCUGCUUUUAUUGCAUGUGGCUCCGAGGAUUGAGAGCAACUGUGUUGCUUCGUGAUGCCUUCGAUCGUCCGGACAUGGUUUAAUGUUAGCGUUUUAAUUGUGACAUAUUUCUCACCGGCGAUUUUGUCAACAGGCAGGCUGAAUGUCCUUUUAAUAAUAUCAGAUGAUCUGCGACCAACAAUUGGAUGCUAUGGUGAUCCUAUGGUCAAAUCGCCGAAUAUUGACCAGCUUGCUUCCAAAAGCAAUGUCUUUCACAAUGCGUUCGCUCAGCAAGCCGUGUGCGGACCCAGUAGAACCUCAUUUUUAACUAGUCGCAGACCAGACACAACCAGACUAUAUGACUUUAAUUCCUACUGGAGAGUCCAUGCCGGAAACUACACCACACUCCCUCAGUACUUCAAAUCCCGAGGCUAUACCACAAUGUCUGUUGGGAAAGUCUUUCACCCAGGUAUCGCUUCCAAUCACUCGGAUGAUUACCCGUACAGUUGGUCUGUGCCUCCGUAUCAUCCUCCCUCUUUCGCCUAUGAAAAGAGGAAGGUCUGCAAGGGCGAUGACGGCAAGCUGCAUGUAAACCUGCUGUGCCCUGUUAAUGUGACGGAAAUGCCUAUGAAGACCUUACCAGACAUGGAGAACACGGAGGAAGCAGUGAGGCUGCUUAAAUCUGCCAAAGAGACAGACAGCCCCUUCUUUCUGGCUGUGGGGUACUACAAGCCUCACAUUCCCUUUAGGAUCCCGCAGGAAUUCCUGGAGCUGUACCCCUUGGAGAACGUGACGCUAGCUCCGGACCCAGACAUCCCGGGCGGCCUGCCCCCCGUGGCCUACAACCCCUGGACAGACAUCCGGAAGAGGGAAGACGUGCAGUCCCUGAACGUCAGCUUUCCCUACGGACCGGUCCCCAAGGAGUUCCAGCGGCGGAUCCGUCAGCACUAUUUCGCGGCUGUGACCUAUGUGGACGCUCAGGUGGGUCGGCUCCUGAGCGCGCUGGAUGACCUGGGCUUGGCCAAUGACACCAUGGUGGUGUUCACCUCUGACCACGGCUGGUCACUGGGAGAGCACGGAGAAUGGGCCAAGUACAGCAACUUUGAUGUGGCCACACGCGUGCCUCUCAUUGUCCAUGUACCUGGACUGACAUCAGCGCCACACAAACUGGGGGAAAGGUCCUUCCCUUACAUAGACGUCUUCCGCCAUUCCGACCAGCAGUUCACUCUGGGGAGGGCGGUGAGGGACGUGGUGGAGCUGGUGGACCUGUUCCCCACGGUGUCGGAGCUGGCGGGGCUGAAGCCGCCCCCGCCCUGCCCCCCCUCCUCUUUCGGGGUGCGGCUCUGCAGCGAAGGCUCCAGCCUGGCCAGGAGCUUCCUCGCCGCGGGGCGCCGCCCGAACUCGGAGGACAUCGCCUACAGCCAGUACCCCCGCCCCUCGGACGCCCCCCGCCAGGACUCGGACCUGCCCCUCCUGGCCGACAUCCGCGUCAUGGGCUACUCCAUCCGCUCCUGCGACUACCGCUACACCCUGUGGGUGACCUUCGACCCCGCCAGCUUCCGCGCCAACAUGACGGACGUCCACGCCGGGGAGCUGUACCUCCUGCAGGACGACCCCGGGCAGGACCGCAACGUUUACGACGGCGGCGGCGGCGGCGAGCACGGCCGCCUCCUGGCCAAGCUGGACGGCCACCUCCACUGGACCAGCACUCUGAGGCAGCACCUGCUCUACUUUAACUCAGGGUCAAAGGUCAAGGGGAUGUUCUGAAGCAGUAUUCUUUGCAGUGUGUUUAUAAAAGGAAAAAAAAAAGAAAACAUUGGUAUCAUUGCAAUGCCUCUGCGAAUGAAACUCAUUUUUAUACAGACCUAUUUUUCUACUGUAAAAGGGGAGAGCGGGCAUGUAAUGUCUGCCUUUAUUCUUUCAUAAUGUGUAACUGCACAAUUGAAAGUAUGUUCUGCUUUGUAAUGAGGGAUUUGACGGCUGCAGUAAUCAGACCUGAACGUAGGCUGAAUGCAAACUGGUGCAAUUUGUGGAAUAAUUGAGUGUUUAUGCUGCUGCUCCACAUUAAGGGAACCAUAAUAAAUUAUCACAAUGGCUGACUUAAUAAAAAUUGAUAUAAAAGUCUAA